UGUGAUAACUCAGUGCGCCGGCGCAGCUUGCCACGGACGCGCGUCUUACCGCGUACACCGCGCUUCACGGGUCUCACAGACCCUGUAUGUACACUUUGAACCUUCGUGUCACUUUGUCGUGUCCUUUGCAAGUGUUACCCACACGGUCACGUGUUCGUGUUUUGGUUGUUCAAACGAAAAUAGAACUAUUUUAAAUUUAUGCUCACCUAGUACUGAAGUGCAACUAUAAAACUAUUUUCCGAAACUGAAAAGUGUUUUCUCUGGAGUUUCGUGUAUUGAGUGUUUAUUAGAUGGAUUUUUGCGUGGACUUACAUAUUAUUUAAUAAUAUUAGAUUUUUUUUAAAUAAAUUGAACGAUUUACUUGACCUGAUUGAUUUAUUACGUACUGUAAGUGUGUGAUUAAAGUGACAUUAAUAUUCCAUGAGAAAGCUUAUGUUGAGCAGUUUUGUUGGAUCUCGUGUAUACAGCAGUGAUGUACUUGAAGAUGUAUAUAAAAUCGGAGCGGUUCUACCAACAGCCAGACAACCAGCCGCUCAAAGAAGAGGAUAAAUGUUUCUCUGAUUACGACGAGGAGGACGACCGUGAAGCUGGGGCAGCGGCGCGGCGGUGCGCGCGCGAUGCGGCGUCGCCCGCGCAAGCGCACGCGCCGGCGUCCGCGGCGCCCGCGCCCCUCGCCGGCGUCAAGAGCGAGCGCCUCAGCCCGCACGACUCCACCGCUUCCAGAUCUCGCAGCGUGACGCCAUCAACGUCGUCAUACCCGGGCACGCCGCCAGAGCGCGGCAGCCCGCACGCGCCACCCGCGCCCGCGCACCCGCCGCGCAACUACUCGGACAUCAUGCGCUCGCUCGCCGCGCGCUACAACACACAUCCCACUAAUGACUAUUUCCACCGAAUGAAUGGCUUCGCCGUAGAGCAGCGGGCCCCAUCACAACCACAAGUGGAUGCCACCGACGUACCAGUGGGUGGACUAUUUGCAAAGUUGGCAAAGCAACAAGGCGGGCCGCCGCGGCUUCCAGCCUUCCCCGUCAUGCUUGAUAUGAGCUCAACGAAGACGCUGCUAGCGAUAUCCAGAGUUGGUCGCGGAGGGCGUUCGCGGCGCAAACGCGUCGGCGCAGGAACUACCGCCGAGCACUCUCCGCUGGAUCUCUCCGCGGCGGGAGAGAGUGCGGCGAAACGCGCCAGACUCUCCGCUAGUCCGAGCACGAGGAGCGACGGAGAUGAGAGAGCUUCAAAUGAAGAUCGAAGUGAGAAUCGCGAGUGUCUAUGCGCUGAGGCGCGCGCUAGACUCUCUGCGUGGUCUGUGGACGAAGUUUGCGACUUCGUGAGCUCCAUAGACAUCUGUGCCGAAUACGCGUCGAAUUUCCGCGAGCAGAGAAUCGACGGCGCAGGUCUGCCUCUCCUAACAGAAGAGCACCUCACAAUGAUGCUGCAAAUGAAGCUCGGCCCCGCCCUUAAACUGAGGGCCGUGCUCGCCAGGAGACUGGAACCCUGCGCCCAGUGCCUAGCCAACGCAGCGAACACAACACCAACAAACACGCCAAAAAUUAAUGGCACAUCACUAAAAUCAGAGCCAAGGAGCAACACUACAAGCCCCAGUUAGAGUUUUCCCUAAACUCAACUAACAGACUGAACGUUUGGACAAUAACGUCGGGUUUGCAUUAGAUCUCUUUACUCCAUGCGAGUCCAUUGCAAAGCGACUGAGACACCGUGAAAAUUCAUUUUACGAGUAGGUCAGUCAAAUUAGCUGAACAUUAAUAAUAACGCACGAAUUACAUUUUGUAACGCCAACAGCCAAAAAGCAAUAAGCUGUAGUCGUGUACAGGCAUAGUCGCACUCGCGAUAAACCCCAAAAGUCUAUUCAAUUAUUUUUUUUUCAUAUGUCUUUCUUCUGUGACAAUUCCAACUGGACAGGUUAGUUCGUUAGUACUAUAGAGCAGAAAGCACAAAAGAAAUUGCUCAACGAGGACUGUUAACUUCAAUUUUGAUAUUUUACUAAAAAGGUGAUUAUUUAUUUAUUUUCAAGUAUUCAGAAAGUGAAUAUUACAUUUGCUUCUAAUUAAAGUAAGAUGAUUUAUUUGGUAUGGACGUCAGCUGUUAUGAGUAUAGUAUCACAUACGUACGCCAAAAACACUGCCUUUCUGUCAAAUCAAAUCCACUAGUAAUCAAAUGUUCAGACACCAUACUUUAAAAAACUUAAGUUUGAAGUAGUUUUUUCAUCAUUUUUUUCAUCCCAUCGAAUACUUUUUAGUUUCAAAGAAACCAGAAAAUAUGAUAUCAAUGCCAGGUCAAUGGACUCGUAUCGAGUUUUUAGUUACUGACCUAAUGUGAAUCCGAUAAGUAGGUAUAUUCUAGCGAAAGGUUCUAUUUUCUGACUUCAGCUUUUAUUGUACUCUGGACAUUGCUCUCGGGAGUUCUUUCAAAGAAAUUUGUUUUGGACUGCGGUAGUUUUUCGGUGUAUAAAAUACGGUGCACUUUUUUGGCAUGACUUUUUUGUGCCAACACCAAAUUGGCUUUGGGAAUACUCGUAUUUUAUAUAAAAUUAGACUACUGCGAAGAUACCGUCACAUCGUCACUUUACAUCAAAACAAAUGUAACUAUUUCAUUAUUUAAGAAGUAAUGUUUGCUUUUUCCUGAAUUACUUACUGUUACAAACGCUAAAUAAGCUUUUAUAGCCAAACUACAGUAUACAAAAUAUUCAUAUAUCUUAUAUGAUUUUACAACAAGAUAACUAUUCGGCCAGUAAUUUAAAUUAUCAUGUUGGCCCUUUUUUGCACCUUAAAUUAAAAAAGGAUGUCUAAUUCAUCUGCUAGUGCAAAAUAAUUGUCUCCCAGUUCCCCAUUAUAGUUUUUACUUCGUAACUAAACUUUAGUCAUUCAGUUCACUUUUAGUCUUCCUGUUAAUAAAUUUUGCAUUUAGUUACGAUUUAAGAUGUUUAGAAUAGGUUUCUAGCAGCUAAGGAUGUAAAUAAUGUGUUGCCGUCCAAAUGUGUUGUGUUUAUUUUAUUAUAUUACGCUUCGAAGAAAAGUUUUUGUAUGCAAUUAUAAAGAUGCGUAAUUAUAUUUUUAAAAGCAGAGACUUAAAUAUUAUAAUAACUGGUAUACAAUAACAAUAUGAAUUUGCAAAGAAUGACUGUUUUCGAAUUAAAAGACGACUGUAUUAGUUUUAAAGAACUGACCGUUGAAACUUUUUUCGCGUUCGCAAAUUUUAACCAUGCUGUAUAUCGCAUGGUUUCAUGAUUUGGUAAAAAUAUAUAUAUAUAUUUCAUAGAACUAUCUAUGCAAAGCGAAUAAAAUAAGUAAUCAAUAUGAAAGCAUGCAAAGACUUUCUUCGUACUUAAAAACUUUCGGUGCUAAAAGACCCUGAUAGAAAUAUUUUGAAGAAAUGUUAAUGUAAAGAUUGUUUUGUAUAUAACGGCCUUUUUGUAAAAAUAUCUAAAUUCGAGGCUAAGUAUAACUUUAAUACUUACAGGGUCAAUGUUACACUUUGUAAUUUGUAUAUAUUAUAUAUACAUUUAUUGUUAUAUACUGUAAUGUUGCGUCGAGAAUAGCAUUUAUUUACACCACACCUGAAGAAAGCUCAUUAUGAUGUUUACAGAAAUUGUAAUUACAAUUUGAAAUUACAAUUAUGUUUGUAGUUACACUUAGUUAUAUAAAAACUGGAUUAAAUAUUUCAUAUAUUACAUAAUAAAAUUUAUUAAAUUCCUAUUUUUAAAGAAGUAAGUAAAUCUGUACAUAGGGCCGUAUGAUACAAUAUUUUUUUAUCUAUAAGAUAUACAUAGAUUAUUGCAACAAUUAUAUUUGUAGUGAAAUCUUAGAGUGAAAUACAUUUUUUAUAAACUGUGGUAAUCUCCUUAAUUGCCAAAAUAGUAUAUUGAUGAAAAUUACACAUUUUUCAUAAUGUAACUGUAAAUUAUGCUAGUGGAAAAUCUGCGAUAUUUUGAAAUGAAAAUAAAUUACAUCUUAAUAAAAAAUUCUUCCAUUAUACAAAAAUUGUUAACAAUUAAGUAAUAAUAAAAUAAGUUAAACUUGUAUAUUUUUGAGUUUAAUUUAACCAACGCUAUUAUUGACCACAUUCAAUAGUUUUCAUUACACUCAAAGUCAAUUUUCCAUUAUACUAAUAAUAGUGGUUUUCAUUUACUUUCGUUAAGUGAAGUAGUGAUUACUAUUUUAAGAACUUAAAACCUCCGCCUUGAGGAAAAAUAAAUCGGAACUCAAACUAACCUUAACCUAAAACUUAAAAUAUUUCAACCGAUGCAUUAAUUUCUGUUAAACAAAAUAUCCAGCUUUUCCACAGCCUCAUAGUAAAUAAAUAACAUAUCAAUAAUAAAGGUGCUAACUGUUACGCGUGCGUCAGGAAAAUAUUUUCUGUGCCUUUCCACAUGUCUUCCUAGCAUUUUGUAUAAUUAUCAAAUAUAUAAUAUUUUAUCAUUAACUAUGGGCGUAGCUAUAAAGGAAAUGUUCGUAAUUGCAAUUUAUUGAAAUGUUUAUAUUCCUUGCCAUUCAUCACGAAAUUUCGAAAACCUCUUAACGUACAAGAAUGAAAUUUGAGAGGGAGGUAGUCUACUAAUAGAACGCUAAGAAUGGAUUUUGCAAGAGGGCCGGAUUAAGGAGGUCUAAAGUCGGACGAAGUCUCUAGUAUUCUAUAAUAUUAUAUUUUUAUUUCAAGACUAUUAAAAUUACCGUAGAAAACUAACUUCAACUGUCAUUAGAAAACAAAACGUAAAUAACUCAAUAAACAUGAGGCCGAAAGGUCCUGGGUUUGAAUCCUACAAAUAGGGUAUUGUCGUAUCAACUCCUAACAGUCUAUACUAGUAAUAAUUGAAAGAUAUGAUUCGCCCUAUAAUCUAUACUAAUAUUAUAAAGCUGAAGAGUUUGUUUGUUUGAUUGAACGCGCUAAUUUCAGGAACUACUGGUCCGAUUUGAAAAAUUGUUUCAGUGUUAGAUAGCCUAUUUAUCGAGGAAGGCUAUAUAUUAUCCCCGUAUUCCUACGUAAAUAAUAAUUGGCUACGCCCAUACCAACUGUCUGGAAAGUAUUACGGUUGUAGGCUUUAAAUCUGACGUUAAUAAUACAAUAAUAAUAGUGUAUAAGAAUAUUACGAAUUUGUUAAUAGCUGAUUUAUAUUAAUAGUUAUAAUAUUAUGUAAUGUAGAAUUUCAUGUUGCAGCUUAAUUUGUUUAUUAACGUAACUACUUAUAAUACGGACCAGUGACUUACAUGUUUGUAAAUGUUUUGUGUACCUUAAUAUUGUUUUAGUUGAAUAGAUUGUUUGGUUUUUUUGUAUGAUGCUUUUGGAAAAUGUACCACACUUUGCUGCUUAUUUCAUAGACAAAUUAACAAAACUUUAUAAAAUAUAGACAAUACUCGUGUUAUUAAAAUUUAUUAUAAACCACGGCUAAAACUCAAGUCUGAAUUUUAGCCGUUUUAUUAAAAUCGUUAAUAACAUUUAUUAAAACAUUCACAAUGGUUUAAAUUCCAAAAUACUUGAGUUCUUAUGACUUUUUUAAAAUCAAAAAUAUAUAUAUAUCUAUAUAAUUAGUAACGAUGUUGUUAAAGACAUUUAAAAGAUAAUAAAUAACGUUUUAAUGAAAAAUCAUAAUUCUACAUACUAGAAAAUAAUACAUGACAAUUAAGCAUUUUUAACUAAGUCGAGUAUGUAAAAUCAGUAAUAUAAAUGGGUAUAUUGUGAGACAACGCUCUAAAUUAAAUUCCAAAAAAAAAAUAACGUAAACUUACUCUGUUACUUGUAAUACAACCUAUCCAUUUAUAUUACAAGGUCAAUUUAUAUUAAUUGAAAAAACAAUUAACUUGAAUAAAUACGAGUAAUGUAUAAACUCUAAAAAUGCCGUCUCUUUAAUUUUUUAUCAUUAAUUUAAUAGCUUUUAAUAUUGAAAUUGUUAUAGUAUUUUUUUUUAAAUAUACGGAAAAAAUAUAUUCUUUGUCACACCACAUGUAGAAUUCUGAGCUAAUAGGUUUUUCCAGUAAAGCAUGUAAGAUGUGUGUACAUUUUCAUAUUAUGAAUGUUUUUUGUAAGUUUGUGUCCUUUGUGAAUUACUUUAUUUCUAACAAGGCUUAGUCACUUGUUAAUUUCCUUAAAACACAAUAAGUACUUAUAUUUUACGUUAAACAUUAAGCUUGUUUAGAUAUAAUUUCGGAUUUUGAGUAAAAUCUGAUCUUAAGUAUUUAUGUGGAAGAGAAUAAAACAAUGAUUUAUUCCAA
This is a messenger RNA of Bicyclus anynana (squinting bush brown), 6215 nucleotides long. RefSeq lists its product as uncharacterized. NCBI's taxonomy places the organism in Eukaryota, Metazoa, Arthropoda, Insecta, Lepidoptera, Nymphalidae. Gene Ontology annotation, cellular component: PRC1 complex. Gene Ontology annotation, molecular function: protein binding. The record is from RefSeq and is a predicted model, not a curated record. The transcript has 7 exons. Bases 473 to 1600 code for a protein of 375 amino acids.